CAGAGCUAUAACCUUUGGACCUGUCAUGGACUAAUCUAGUGUCUUCAUGAAUUUGAUUGAAGAAAAUUAAUUUUAAUUGUUGUUAAUAUAUUUCCAGUCAGGUUGUUAAAAAGUGAAAUAAUUGAGGAUGUCACGUAUUUUGGUUGGUGUAAAGCGUGUUGUUGACUAUGCGGUCAAGGUCCGUGUCAAUCCUGAAAAGACUGGUGUCGUUACACAGGGUGUCAAACACUCCAUGAAUCCUUUCGAUGAAAUCGCCGUUGAAGAAGCCGUGAAAAUGAAGGAAAAGAAAUUGGCUAGCGAGGUUAUUGCCGUCUCUAUUGGUCCUAGUCAAUCUCAGGAAGUAAUUCGUACUGCUUUGGCAAUGGGUGCAGAUCGCGGUAUUCACGUCGAAGUAUCCGGAAAAGAAUACGACUUGUUGCAGCCAAUUCAUGUUUCUAAAAUUCUGGCCAAAUUGGCUUUAGAGGAGAAAGCCGAUUUAGUUAUUUUGGGCAAGCAAGCAAUUGAUGAUGAUUGUAACCAAACUGCUCAAAUGACAGCCGCUGUACUUGAUUGGCCACAAGGCACAUUCUGCAAUAAAAUUGAAAAAACCGAUGCUGGUCUAACCAUCACCCGUGAGAUUGAUGGCGGUCUGGAAACGAUUAAAACAAAAGUUCCAGCGGUCCUCAGCGCUGAUUUGCGUUUGAAUACUCCACGUUAUGCUACUUUACCUAACAUAAUGAAGGCAAAGAAAAAGCCCCUGAAAAAGGUGGGAGCUAGUGAUUUGGGAGUUGAUACUAAUCCACGCAUUGAUAUAAUCUCAGUUGAAGACCCCCCGGUUCGUCAAGCUGGUGCAAUUGUUCCUGACGUGGAUGCUUUAGUUAGCAAACUUAAGGAAGGUGGCCAUUGCUAGAAUAAAAAUCAAAGAUAUAUAUAAUCGAUAAGUGGAAUUUAUUUGAUACCUAUGCAUUUAUGAAAAUAUAUCAGUUUAAAACUAUUUGCGAAGCAUAUCAACAAAUUUAUGUGACUGUUUUGUGUCAAUAAAUUUUUAGCAAAUUAA
Messenger RNA from Musca domestica (house fly), 1036 nucleotides. Its product is annotated as electron transfer flavoprotein subunit beta. Bases 128 to 889 code for a protein of 253 amino acids. Gene Ontology annotation, cellular component: cytosol. The transcript is spliced from 2 exons. Gene Ontology annotation, molecular function: electron transfer activity. The record is from RefSeq and is a predicted model, not a curated record. Lineage: Eukaryota; Metazoa; Arthropoda; Insecta; Diptera; Muscidae.